AUGCAGAUGGGCUCUGUUCCCGAGGCCGUGUCUCUCGGCAUCCGCAUAUCUAUCGAUCGCGGCGGCACGUUUACAGACGUCCACGCCUCCAUACCAGGCCGGGACGACAUCAUCCUCAAGCUUCUCUCUGUCGACCCAGCGAACUAUCAAGAUGCCCCCACUGAGGGCAUCCGCCGCAUACUGGAGCUGGCCACUGGCGAGCCACACCCCAGAGGCCGAUUGCUCGACCUGCGUCAUAUUGAGUCCAUACGCAUGGGCACGACUGUUGCGACCAACGCCCUGUUGGAGAGGAAGGGUGCCCGCUCAGCACUCCUGAUCACGAAAGGAUUCAAGGAUCUGCUUUUCAUCGGUAAUCAGUCGCGCCCUGACAUCUUCGACCUGACCGUGGCAAGACCAGAGGUGCUGUAUGAGCAGGUGGUCGAGGUUGACGAGCGCGUGACUAUGGAAGACUACACCGAGGAUCCCAGAUCUGUCAAGACCGCCGUCACAUCUGAAGAUGCAGAUCUCGUCACUGCCGUCACAGGCGAGACCAUCCGGGUUAUGCAGAGACCAGACCUUGAUGCCGUCAAGCCAUCCCUGCAGUCCCUGUGGGACCAGGGCUUCAGAUCCAUCGCGAUUGUAUUCGUCCAUUCCUAUGCCUACCCUGCACACGAGCUCCAGGUGGGCCAGCUGGCGACAGACAUGGGAUUCAGUGUGACGUUGUCGUCUGCUGUCCAGCCCAUGAUCAACGUGGUUCCGCGUGGCAUGUCGGCCAUGGCCGAUGCAUACCUGACUCCAGUGAUCAGAGACUACAUUUCGUCCAUCGAGGCGAAUUUCGCUGGCGGUUUCAACAGCGACGGCACCCGCAUUGAGUUCAUGCAGUCUGAUGGCGGCCUGGUGGACUAUCGCAAGUUCAGCGGCCUGAAGGCUAUCUUGUCUGGUCCUGCUGGUGGCGUGGUCGGUUAUGCUCAAACCUCGUGGGACGUGGAAGAGAGGAAGCCCAUCAUCGGGUUCGACAUGGGAGGUACCUCCACAGACGUAUCUCGGUAUGCAGGCGUGUAUGACCACGUUUUUGAGACGACGACAGCGGGUAUCAGUGUGCAGAGCCCCCAGCUCGACAUCCACACUGUCGCUGCCGGCGGCGGCUCGAUAUUGACCUGGAAAAAUGGCCUCUUCAACGUUGGCCCUGAAUCUGCAAGUGCCCAUCCAGGGCCUGCUUGUUACAGGAAAGGUGGCCCGCUCACAGUCACAGACGCCAACCUCUUCCUGGGCCGUCUUCUGCCUGAGUACUUCCCCAGGGUCUUUGGCCCACAUGAAAAUGAACCCCUGAACAGAGAUAUCACCGCCGAGAAAUUUGCAGCCAUGACGGACGACAUCAAUGCAGACCGCAAGCGCGCAGGUCUUUCUCCUUUCUCGGCCGAGGAGGUCGCUAUAGGUUUCCUUGAGGUUGCGAACGAGGGCAUGGCACGUCCUAUACGCGCACUGACCGAAGCUCGUGGCUACGAGACAUCUGCCCACCAUCUGGCCUGUUUCGGUGGUGCUGGAGGGCAGCAUGCGUGCUCCGUCGCCUCAGUUCUCGGCAUCUCAAGAAUCAUCAUCCACAAAUACUCGUCCAUCCUCUCGGCCUAUGGCAUGUCUCUGGCAGACGUCGUGCAUGAAGUACAGAGACCGGCCGCUGUGACAUACACACCUGACACGGCGCCAUCCAUUCACAGGCAGCUGGGCGACCUGGCGACACAGGCGUCCGACGAGCUGAGGAGCCAAGGAUUUGCCGAUCAGCGCAUUUCCCAUGACUAUUAUCUCAACAUGAGAUACACCGGUUCCAGUAGCUCUCUUAUGAUUUUGAAGGGCGAAGGAUGGGAUUUCAAGACCGAAUUUGAGAUUGCUCACAAGCGUGAGUUUGGGUUUCACUUCCCUGACAAGGCUAUCAUCGUCGACGAUGUUCGCGUCCGUGCUACGGGAGCGGCGCAUGCCAAGGUCGAAAAGAGCCCAUAUGCUCAGCUUAAGGCGGCUGAAGGUAUCGCCGCAAAGACACCAGCCGCAAGCAGCAGCAGCCGGGUGUAUUUUGCCGAGGGCGCCUGGGUCGAUACUCCCACCUUUGAGCUCCAAACGCUUCCUGUCGGGUCUAAAAUAACCGGCCCGGCACUCAUCAUCGACAAGACUCAGACUAUCGUCGUGACACCAAGCUCAAUUGCCACGAUCCUCGACAGCUACGUCGUCAUCGACCGCCAGUCCCGUCCGACUGUCACCUCCUCCAGCUCUGAGUUCUCCCCGAUUCAGCUGUCCAUCUUUGGCCAUCGCUUCAUGUCCAUCGCGGAGCAGAUGGGGCGCACACUCCAGAAGACAUCCGUGUCGACCAAUAUCAAAGAACGCCUUGAUUUUUCAUGUGCUAUUUUCUCUCCUGACGGUGGCCUCGUCGCUAACGCGCCCCACGUGCCUGUUCAUCUUGGCUCGAUGCAAUUUGCGGUUCGCUAUCAGCACCAGCUUUGGGACGGAAAGCUGAAAGACGGCGAUGUGCUCGUGUCGAACCACCCUGCCUGCGGUGGAACCCAUCUCCCCGAUAUCACAGUCAUCACACCCGUCUUUGAUGACACGGGCAAGCUAGCCUUUUACGUCGCCAGCAGAGGACACCACGCUGACAUUGGCGGCAUCCUGCCCGGGUCCAUGCCUCCCAACUCGGCAGCCCUCUGGCAGGAAGGCGCAUCUAUCGAAUCUACCAAACUCGUAUCUGAAGGUGUCUUCGACGAGGAAGAAAUCACCCGUCUCCUGCUUGACGAACCCGCGAAACACCCCAGCUGCUCCGGCACGCGCAAGCUUGCAGACAACAUCUCGGACCUCAAGGCCCAGAUUGCCGCCAAUCAAAAGGGCAUCACGUUGAUCAGAUCGCUCAUCGCUGAAUUCGGCCUGGAUGUUGUUCACAGGUACAUGUAUGCGAUCCAGACAACAGCAGAGAUCGCCGUGCGAGAGCUCCUCAAGCGCACGCUGGCCAGCAACGGCCCUACACUGACGGCUGUUGACUACAUGGACGACGGAACUCCGAUCGCGCUUAGCAUCACACUGCGCGAGGAUGGCUCCGCGACAUUUGACUUCACUGGCACUGGGCCCCAGGUGCUGGGAAACACCAACGCGCCCAUCGCCAUCACCCACUCCGCCAUCAUCUACUGCCUGCGCAGCCUUGUCAACUCAUCCGUGCCGCUGAACCAGGGAUGCCUGAAUCCGAUCGAUAUCGUCGUGCCGCCCGAGAGCAUUCUCAGCCCUGCCAAGGGCCUCGGCGUGGUCGGCGGAAACGUGCUCACUUCGCAGCGCGUGACGGAUGUCGUGCUCAAGGCCUUCCGUGCAUGUGCCGCUAGCCAGGGCUGCUGUAACAACCUGACCUUCGGCACAGGCGGCAAGGAUCCGGUAACGGGCGAGCACGUGGAAGGGUUCGGCUGCUACGAGACGAUCGCUGGUGGCGCCGGAGCCGGGCCGGGCUGGGCAGGGGCCAGCGGCGUGCAUGUCCACAUGACCAACACCCGUAUCACGGACCCAGAGGUGUUUGAGAAGCGGUAUCCGUGCCUGCUGCGCCGUUUUGAGCUGCGAAAGGGGAGCGGCGGGAAGGGCAAGUGGGAUGGUGGCGAGGGCACGGUGCGAGAGAUCGAAUUUCGGGUUCCUGUGACGUGCAGCAUCCUCAGCGAGAGGAGGAGUAGGAGGCCCUUUGGUAUGGAGGGCGGCGGAGAGGGCGAGAUGGGGCGGAACUUGAUUGUGAGGAAGACGGCGAGCGGGUGCGAGGAGGUUGUGAGCAUGGGCGGGAAAUCGAGCGUCCAGCUGGAGAAGGGCGAGAGGGUGGUUGUGAUGACGCCUGGAGGUGGAGCCUGGGGAACAGCUGUGUAA
Messenger RNA from Cryphonectria parasitica EP155, 3849 nucleotides. RefSeq lists its product as uncharacterized. Gene Ontology annotation, cellular component: cytosol. Gene Ontology annotation, biological process: glutathione metabolic process. The record is from RefSeq and is a predicted model, not a curated record. The transcript has 2 exons. The coding region runs from base 1 to 3849 and encodes 1282 amino acids. Gene Ontology annotation, molecular function: 5-oxoprolinase (ATP-hydrolyzing) activity. Lineage: Eukaryota; Fungi; Ascomycota; Sordariomycetes; Diaporthales; Cryphonectriaceae.